AUCCAAGGUUCGCUGGGUCAUAAAGCCGGCGUGCACCGGCGGCCCAACACAACCGCCCUGUUGAAAGGUACCUCUCCGCAAAAGCAGGACCCUGAAGCUACUGCUUAAUCGAUAUCUGCCGCGUCACAUACGAUUUAUUAGCGUUUUCUGUCCGCUGUUGCGCAGCUUGUCGCCCGUAACACUCGCUGUCCGCAGUGUGACCCCGCACCCGACUUCAAAGCGAAGCUUCCUCAUGGCUCUGGCCGGCGUGAGGGUCAUUGAGCUGGCGGGCCUGGCCCCAGCGCCGUUCUGCGGCAUGAUCCUGGCCGACUUUGGAGCCAAGGUGAUCCGCGUGGACCGGACCAAGGUCGGCAUGUCUUUAGACACUCAAGGGCGGGGCAAGCGCUCCGUGGCCAUCAACCUGAAGACGUCCGAGGGCGUGACCUUGCUCAGAAAGCUCUGUGUCCAGUCCGACGUCGUCCUGGAGCCCUACCGCAAAGGCGUGAUGGAGAAGCUGGGGCUCGGCCCGCGGGAGCUGUUGGAGGAGAAUCCCCGGCUGAUCUACGCUCGGCUGACGGGGUACGGGCAGAGCGGCUCGUACGCCAACGCCGCGGGGCACGACAUCAACUACGUCGCCCUCUCAGGCCUCUUAUCCCGGCUGGGUCGCAGUGGGGAGAAGCCCUACGCUCCGUUGAAUCUGAUAGCAGACUUUGCAGGAGGUGGUCUCAGCUGCGCUCUGGGGAUCGUCCUGGCUCUGCUGGAGAGGACAAAGUCCGGAAAAGGACAGAUCAUUGACGCCAGCAUGGUAGAAGGAGCCGCAUAUAUGGGUUCGUUUGCCUGGAAGUCUCGUAGCAUCGGUUUAUGGGACCGUCCGAGAGGACAAAACAUGUUGGACGGCGGAGCGCCCUUCUACGAUACCUACGAGACGGCGGACGGGAAGUACGUGGCCGUGGGGGCCAUAGAACCGCAGUUCUACACGCAGCUACUGAAGGGUCUGGAGCUGGACGCUGGGGCGUUGCCUCCUCAGAUGAGCGUCGACGAUUGGCCGGAGCUGAGUCGCAUCUUCACGGCGCGCUUUGCCUCAAAGACUCAGGCGGACUGGUCGAGGGUCUUCGACGGGACGGACGCGUGUGUCACGCCCGUGCUGCCUCUCGCCGAGGCGAGCUCGCACCCGCACAACCGGGAGAGAGCUUCCUUCGUGAAGGACGGCGGCGGGGGGGAGAGCCCCCGGCCGGCGCCGGUCCUCUCUCGGACUCCCGCGCAGCCUUGCCUCGCCUCCGACCCGGGCGUCGGAGAGCACACCGCCGAGGUCCUCAGCGAGUUUGGCUUCUCGUCAGCAGACGUGCAGCGGAUGCUCGCGGCGGGGGUCGUAGAGUGUGAUGCCGUCAAAGCAAAGUUGUAGGGAGCGAAAUGUGUAUCUGUGAUUUGAUUCGAUUGAUUAUGUUCCAACAUGAGUUUGCGUUCAUAGAUGGAACCAAUCGCCAGCUGUUUAACUCUUCUGGAGGUUUAUUGCCUGAACUGCGUGUGGCUGUUUUGUGUAAAAUAUUUCAUAUCUGCCAAGAGAAGAAAGUAUGUAAAUAAAAAUGUUCAAUAUGUAAAAUUUCAAAUGAGGCACAGGGCGCUUAAGGCAAUUUAAGAUAUGCAUCAUCGCAUUACAUUUAUUGUACCCCAGCUUAUGUUUAUUGCAGUCCUAUUAAGGGCGACCAUUGAGCGCCUAAAGUGAUGUUUUUGUGUGGAAUUCUUUAUUAUAACAUUUAUCAACAGCAUAACGUAAUUCAUUAAUUUGGGCUUCCUGUUGCGCUCUUCGUUCCGUCACGUCACAGCAGCCCGCCGAUGCUUCCAGCAGUUUCAAUAAUUGCUUUUAAGUGAUUAAGCACUCAGGCACUCAGUGGAGGACACAGAAUGAGCAGCAAAUGGACUGUGUUUAUAUUUUACAAAUGCUUUUCAUGUGUGCAAAGUCAGUAAUCAGAACACCUUUACUUAAAUUAAGAUUAUUGAAAUACUAAAGCCAUCACGAGAGGAUGUGCAAGCAUUUUGUAAAAUAAUCAGAAUAAAGUGCAAAUGUUUGAAAUGUGAGCGUUUCCCCACUCUGAGCGUGCGAUGUGAAGGAGAAAUUACUCAACAGUUUUUAGGGAGACUUUUCCACAGUAACUUUGUGUUUUCCUUGUAGAGCUUUCGCUUUAUCUCUUAUUGAGAAAGUGGGCUGCAACCAACGACUAAGUAAUGUCCAUGAUUACACAAGUUACACACACAAAAAGCUGCAAAUGCGCCGUCUCGGAUGCUUCGGGGGGGCCUCUUCCUCUUCACUGGGCAGGACGACGCGAUGGAUCGGCUCCAUCAGUGUGCCGGUGUGCACUACAUGGAGCUGAUGCCCUUUUAUGCAAUUUCUUUCACCCCCCCUUAAAGCUUUUUUACGUCUACCCGUUCUCAGCAGUGCUCAUUGUGUGUUUCCACUAAGCCUUAAUAAACACAGCGAGUGCAUUUCCUGAGUGAGUCUAUCAUCAACAAAAAAAACACCACCUGCAGAGGCAGCUUUCUGAAGACUUUGAAUUGGAGAAAAGUAAAUCAUUACCUAUUCAGCUCCCGUAUUUAAGAUGAGGCUUGGUUUUAGUUUAUGGUGAAAUAUCGUUUUGCACUCAUGGCAAGAAAAAAAAUACAAUAUAUAACGUUGUUGUUGUUGUUGUUCACAAAGCAUCAAUUAAUGGAGAAGAUUAAUCUUAAAUAAAGUAGUUGUAACUCUCGGCCUCACCUACCUGUUCAACGCACAGAAAAGGGAAAGGACAGAACACCUCCCUUUUCCUUUCCUGUGUAUGUCUAUAAUUAACUACAUAAUUACACACCUCCAGAGCUAAGAGAGAAAGUUGAUAAUUACUUCUUUUGUAGGCGGUUGGUCAAAACCUUUAGAGUGAUUUUCCUCUAGUUUUCUAUUUUAAACUCAAACACGACGGUGGCUUCCGAUAAGUCCGUUUCACGUCUCCAUCGUGUGUUUUUUUUGUUUUGUUUUAUGUGGUCACACAAUGUACUGUGUGGUUUUUGUUCUAGAAUUAUUAACUAAACCACUGAUCCUUCUGCGCAUACUCUCAAAACAAUAACCUCUCACAGGCCAUCGUCUCUCUGACGUGGGGGGGCAGAUCUUUUCAGAGCUUUUCCCCUCAUCACAGUUCCAACUCUGACGUCAUGAACGCAGCGUCACGUUGGGAAACACUGCGAUGGUGUCGUGUCAUAGUGAGUAGUUCUAUCGGACAACGGAGAGUCUGUACUCGGGUGUUAAACGGGUGCGCGUCACGUCUGCUGAGCCCAGAUGUUCAUGCGUCCAGAUGAUCUUGUGGUAACUCAUGGGGUAACAUGUAUGUCCCGAGGGGUAGAACAUUAUAGCCCACAUCCAGGAGUUAUGAGCAGCCCUUGGUGUCGCACAGAGGCCCUGCUGGUUUAUCACCUGCUAUGAAAAAAGGGAUUGAUGGAUGAACUGUUGUCAACUCUUGUCACCUCCUUGCAAGUAUUAGUUGAUAAAUGUCCCGUUUGAUGAUUUUA
This is a messenger RNA of Gasterosteus aculeatus aculeatus (three-spined stickleback), 3510 nucleotides long. RefSeq names its product alpha-methylacyl-CoA racemase (gene amacr). Lineage: Eukaryota; Metazoa; Chordata; Actinopteri; Perciformes; Gasterosteidae. The record is from RefSeq and is a predicted model, not a curated record. Gene Ontology annotation, molecular function: alpha-methylacyl-CoA racemase activity. Gene Ontology annotation, cellular component: mitochondrion. Gene Ontology annotation, biological process: bile acid metabolic process.